Mesorhabditis belari is the source of this 846-nucleotide messenger RNA. The record is from the annotation of a GenBank genome assembly. Lineage: Eukaryota; Metazoa; Nematoda; Chromadorea; Rhabditida; Rhabditidae.
AUGGACCUGGUUGGCUUGUCUCAAGCGCUCACGCUUCCGCACAAUCCGGUACAACCGAAUUUCGCAAUCAUUCGUCUACCCCGAGGCACCAAUGUGCCGGCUUUCUAUGCACUGCUUUGUCAAUUUGGGUUUGCUGACGUGAAAUUUUCGAGUCGAGCCGAGGGUUGGCAAGAUGGAGUUGAUGUUGAGACACUCAUUCAACCACAAAGCCACCAAUCGUCGAUCCAAGAAGCACAACCACCAAGAGAGGAAACCCCACCCGCUCCAUCGACUUCAACAAUCACUCCACUGACUGCACCAACCACUUUGCCGCAGGUGUUGAUGCAGUUGAGCAAUAGUGGAUGUGUGAAGAAAGAGACCAUUCAGGCGGACUCACAAACGAUCACACCAAUUAUGCCGGUUCAGACGGAUGAAGAUCUUGCAUCGACUUCGGUUGAAGACAUUGUGAAGACGGUGCUUGGAUUGCAAAAGGCUGCUCAGCAUGCUCGCGUUUCAUCGGGACGUGGAGGAGUUAAUGGGUACACGAGAUGUCAGAAAUGUCAACGAUUGUUGAGCACCACCUCUGGCUCCUUGAUCUCUCAUGCGAUUUCGCAUUAUCCGGUGAAACGAUUCGGAUGCCCAUUGUGUGGGGCACAAUUCUUCAAGAAAAGCAUGUAUCUUGAUCAUGUGAAGAGUGGACAUCCAGAGGAUGGACCUGUUGAAGCGAUUGAUUUGAGAACCGAACGCGGUGCUCCGGGCGACAGUGGAAACGAUGCGAUUCGAUCGGAAUGGCGUCGAGUUGCGACCGAAUGUUUCCCCAAUCAUGCGCAUCUUUUCAAGAGUAAAACUCGAUCGAACUCCAUCGAU